Messenger RNA from Cydia fagiglandana, 3785 nucleotides. RefSeq lists its product as uncharacterized. The coding region runs from base 1804 to 3777 and encodes 657 amino acids. Lineage: Eukaryota; Metazoa; Arthropoda; Insecta; Lepidoptera; Tortricidae. The record is from RefSeq and is a predicted model, not a curated record. The transcript has 5 exons.
GGCCAUCAAUACGGUUUGUACGGAAAAGCAACAAAAGCGGAUUUUUGACGUUGCACUACGAAGAAACGGCUAUCUUUAGCUAUAUCGCGUUAGCUAUCUUUGAUAGACCAUUUCCUUAUGAAGUACGUAGCGGCUUCAAAUUUGAGUUAAACUCAAUAUUUUAACUUUUACCACCCAAUUACUAGCAGUCGUUUUCUGAAAAGCGCGCGGAGACAAAAGUUUGAGCUCCUACAAUGUUAACAUGAUAUAUAAAAACACAAUUUUUUCAAGUUGUUUUAAUAUUGUAACAUGUUCUUGAAGUACGCUACGGCCUCAUUUUCUCAAUAAUUUACACAGAUACCUAUAUAACUAGAUUUUGAAUAGGCAUAGUUUUCGACAAAAUCGUACUGUAAAAACAGAGAAUUUCGCAGUAAUUUUGACAUAAUAUUGAGAUUAUUUGUAUACAAUAUUAUAGUUUGUUCUUUUAACAACAUGAUAAAAUAAAAAAGUACAUGAUUUUAUGAAAGACAGUAUUUUUUUUUAAAUAUUCAAAUGAUGUAUAAAUUCCAAUGCGCGCGGACCGCGUCUUCAGUACCGCGCGAGCACUCGUAGAGGUAGGACCUGUGUUAUUUUGUCCGGACUGCGCGAAUCGCUCGGUUUCGUUGCGCGGCCAAGUGCGGGAAGCGUUCCGAGAAGUGAAUAUACUGCGACCGACCACCCUUGAUCGUAUAGGUAAGUACAUAUAUUUCAUUUUUGAUUAUAUUAGAGACCUGUUUGAAAUAUUAAAGUUAUUUUAUCGAAUGUGAAUGUACCGCAACCAACCCUUCUUGAUAGUUUAAACUUUAAGUAAUACAGAGUGUUUUUUUUAAAUAGGGACAGUAUGGGGAAAUUAAAGAAUAACUUAAGUAUUUUAUUUAUAUCAUUAUAUUAAAAUGCCUUAUAGUUCCUAAGGCAGUUUUACUUCCCUAUAUUGUCCCCUUUUAAAAAAAUCACUAUGUGUAUAUUUUUUCUAUCUCAGAUAAAUAUGUCCAACACAUUUCUUUUUCAUUUCCAUUUCCAGCAUGGGUCGCAAAGAGAAUCACUACCGUUGUGUUAGAAAGAAAAGAUAUCCUUCACAGCUAAAAGAAUCGAACAAGAUAAGAAAGAAAAAAAACCAGGGAGAUAUUCAAUUGAAUCAGGGAUCAUUUGCAUUUGAAGAUACGAUCCAAAGCAAUUCCACGCCGUCGUCUUCUAAGCUCAAUUCAACUACUGUAGGUAACAAUCUAUAACAUGACGAGGUAAAAAUCAUGUACAUCAACAUGAAAUACACAAAUACAACAUAAUAAUAAGGGUACUUAUUAUAAUUUUAAAUGAUUUCUUUAACUUUGUUUUAGACACUUAACAUUUCCACACAUUCGUCUCUUAAGACUAAUUCAAUUAACCCUACCGGAAAAUCCUCAAUGCCACUACUUGAAGAAGUGAUUCCACGGUUAAGGCCCAGAAAAGAAUCAAAGAAGAGUCCGAUAACCAGCGAGACAGCAGCAACAACAUUUAAGGAUGAUACAAAAAAAACACUUCAAGAAACGACAGUAUUCGAGGAAGAAAUGAGUGAUACGGAAAUGUCAUUGACAAUAGAAACGGAUGUUGAAAAUAUCACGAUUCCAAACAAAGUUAUUGAGGGACGGAGAAUAAUAGACUUUGAAUUCUUUAUGAAACAGUUAACUGAUAUUGAGACACACGGUGAGAAAUUCGGUUGCAGGCUGAGCAAUCUCAAUUUAGUUCGAGAGAAACAAACGGGACUCAAAUCAGUUUUUUUUUAUAAAUGUCGUAUGUGUAAAUGCUUCAAUGGAUUUACCAACCAUGGCGUUCCCACUGUAUAGCUCAACUCACGAUGAUGUCGCAGAAAUGUGGCGCAUAACUGCCGAGCAAACAAUGCAAAAAGCUGCCGAAGAAGAGCGAGAUGCUGCAAUAUCACGUGGUGAUGUCAAUGAUGCCGGGAUUGCAACGGUGCCUGUAGAAGCAGACGCCUGUUGGAGUAAACGGUCCUAUAGAACCAACUAUUCGGCUCUAUCUGGUUGUGCUGCUAUCAUUGGCGAGCAUACCGGAAAAGUACUUCAUACCGGAGUUCGCAACAGGUAUUGCGUCAUAUGUGCUCGUGCUCAAAAAAAAAACCUUCCUCCUCGUCAGCAUAAUUGCACCAAAAAUCAUGUAGGGUCAGCAACAAGCAUGGAGCAAGCAAUAUUGGUGGAAGGUUUUAAGUGCUCGGUAGAAGAGAGGAACCUUAUAUACAAAACAUUAAUAGCCGAUGGUGAUUCCAGCACAUACAAGAACAUUGUUGAUAGUAGGCCAUAUCCAAAUGUUUUUAUACAAAAAAUAGAGUGCACCAACCACCUGUUACGUAACUAUAACGGAAAAAAUAUGCAACUGCCGAAAGAUACAACGAUUCCUUUAAAAGAACGCAAACUUUUAACUUCGGAUCGCAUAACUAGACUUCGUACAGCUAUCCGCUCAGCAAGCAAGUAUAGAAAUGAAGAAAAUAACUCCAACGAGACCAAGAUUAAAAAUUUACAAAAAGAUAUAAUUAACAGUAUUUACCACAUCUUUGGAGAUCACGCAGAGUGUGAAGACUACUACUGCACCCAAGAAAGAAAAGCAGAACAAAAUUUAGUUCCACUCGUACCAACGUUAAUGACGAAAUUAAGAAAAAAUGCGUCACAGCUGGCUCUUAACUCCAGAAGUCUGUUGUAUAAUUUCACUAAUAACCGAGCCGAACAAUUUAAUAGCAUGGUCGCAAAAGUAGUGGGAGGCAAAAGAGUAAAUUUUUCCUUAAAGGACUCAUACAAAGCACGCUGCUAUGCCGCGGUUGUAGCCUUUAAUACCGGCAAAGCUCAGUGCACCCUUUACAAAACUCUGUUGAGCAAGAGCCCUGGGGUAACUUUAAAAAGGCUAGAGCGUAAGCGACACGCUGUAAAUGAGUUGCGUACGGAAAAACCAAAACGAUACAGGAAAAGAAUACUUUUCAGCCAAACUGACGGGCAAUACGGCCAAGAAUGUCAGCGUCCUGACAUGAACAAAAAAGAUUUUGACCAUGCCAAAGACCUGUUUUUAGAUCACCUUAAAAAGCAGGCUUUAAAGCGGUUCGAAAUAGAACGCAGCACCAUUUUACAAGCAGAAAGUGCAUUAUGGCUUGAACUUCGCCGGUGCAUUCUGACAGCAUCACUGUUUGGUAAAAUCUGUAAGAGGCGUCCUAAUUUGAACUCGGCGCCCUUGGUGAAAUCUAUUCUAUACAGCUAUGAUUUAAGCCAUGUUCCAUCUAUAAGACAUGGGAAAGAAAAUGAAGCCAAGGCUCUGGAACAACUAGGUACACAAGAGAAUAUCAAUAUACAAAAGUGUGGGUUGUUUAUUCACGAACAAUAUUGUUUUUUGGGGGCUUCUCCAGACGGCAUCUGCCAAGAGGGGCUAGUAGAAAUUAAAUGCCCAUUUUCCGCAUUUGGUGUCGACCCAGACGAAGCGAUUGCGACAAAAAAAAUCAAAUGUUUCAAACGAAACAAUGCCGGAAAAUAUGUCAUGGAUAUCAAUCAUGAUUGGUAUUAUCAAAUUCAGGGUCAGCUUCAUAUUGCAGACAAACGUGUUUGUAUAUUUGCAAUAUGGACUGGUCCUGAAUUUACAAUGAAAGUUGUCAGAAUACCAAAAGAUGAUGAUUUCUGGGAGCAGAAAAUGCUACCAAAAUUAUCCCGUUUUUACCACGAUUGCGUCCUUUUGGAAAUAAUUGAUCCCAGAAAAUCACGAUCCAUGGCAAUCAGAGAUAUAAAAAUUUAAACAGUUAA